AUGGCGGCCAAACGAACCUCAUUUUCACACGAGUCUUAUGCCGAGCGGCAGAAACUCUCCAUCCUGCACGGCCCGGUCGACCCUCCGUUGGUCGAUCUCACCCUGGGUGAGCUUCUUGAGCUUCAAUGCCAGCAUCACGGCACUGCAGAAGCCCUUGUCACACCCUGGAAUGGAACGCGAUGGACGUACAACGAACUAAACCAGCAGAGUUGUCAGCUGGCCAGAGCUCUGAUGUCAGUGGGCAUAGGCGUUGGCGACAGAGUUGCCGUCAUGGCAGGUAAUUGCGCAGAGUAUGCGGCGAUUUUCUUCGCGGUCGCCCGUAUUGGGGCUAUUUUAGUGAUUCUCAACAACACCUACACUCCUACCGAAGCACAAUAUGCUUUGAAGUUUUCAGACUCGAAGGUUUUCUUCACGCAAAAGAAGAUCGGUCGUGUUGAUAACACGAGAUUGCUCUCGGAGCUCGCAGCUCAAAAGGCCAAGCCUAACGUUGUCAUCGUCCGAGGAGAUUCUGAUUCAUACCCGACUUAUGCAGACUUGAUGAAACAGGGCCUGAAGGUGAGCCAAGGAGAUUUACAUCGUCUUGGAAGAAGGGUUCUUUCGCAUAAUGUCUGCAACCUUCAGUUCACGAGUGGCACUACCGGCCUACCGAAAGCAGCAAUGUUGACACAUCACAAUGUUGUCAACAAUUCUCGCUUUAUCGGUGAUCGGAUGCGUUUGACGCCCGAUGAUGUCCUUUGCUGUCCACCACCACUAUUUCACUGUUUCGGAUUGGUGCUUGGGUUGAUGGCUGUUCUUACACAUGGUGCCAAAAUCGUCUUUCCGGAGGAGGUGUUCGACCCGAGUGCGGUUCUUCGGGCCAUUUCCGACGAACAAUGUACGGCAGUACAUGGAGUCCCUGCGAUGUUUGAUACUCUCUUCAACCUGCCAAUGCCUCCCAACUUCAACUGUGAGAGGUUAAGGACCGGUAUUGUUGCCGGUGCUCCAGUGCCGAGGUACUUGAUGGAGCUCAUGGUCGAGCGCUUCGGCAUGACUGAAUUCACCAGCAGUUACGGCUUGACUGAAGCCUCGCCGACGUGCUUUAAUGCUUUUACAGACGACUCCAUCGACAAACGCCUGACAACUGUUGGGACUCUGAUGCCACACGCACACGCCAAGAUUGUCGACCAUGAGGGCAAUAUCGUCCCAAUCGGCUCCCGUGGUGAGUUGUGUAUCGCUGGUUACCAACUGCAAGCCGGAUACUGGAAUAACUCAGAAAAGACUUCUGAGGUCAUGAUCCACGAUGAAGCUGGCAUUCUCUGGUUGCACACGGGAGACGAGGCAGUAUUUGACGAAGACGGCUAUUGCUCCAUUACAGGUCGUUUCAAGGACAUCAUCAUUAGAGGUGGCGAAAAUAUCUAUCCGCUGGAGAUUGAAGAGCGUUUGAUGGCACAUCCGAUGAUCACAAAAGCAAUCGUUACAGGUUUAAAAGACGCUCAUUACGGCGAAGUCGUGGGCGCCUUCCUUCAGGAUGGUGGCAGCAACGAACGUCCAAGUGAUCAAGAGAUGAGAGACUGGGUGAGACAGAACCUCGGCAAACACAAGGCACCCGCGCACAUCUUUUGGUUGGGAGAGGAUGGUGUACCAGUUGAUGUACCCCUGACAGGCAGCGGCAAAGUCAAGAAGUACGAAAUGGCUAGGUUUGGUGAGGAGUCGCUGAGGAAGCGGCGCCUAUCCAAGCUGUAA
Molecule: messenger RNA, 1722 nt
Organism: Truncatella angustata
Lineage: Eukaryota; Fungi; Ascomycota; Sordariomycetes; Amphisphaeriales; Sporocadaceae
Product: long-chain-fatty-acid--CoA ligase
Exons: 4
Coding region: 1-1722 (573 amino acids)
Biological process (GO): fatty acid metabolic process
Molecular function (GO): medium-chain fatty acid-CoA ligase activity
Source: RefSeq, a predicted model, not a curated record